Guillardia theta CCMP2712 is the source of this 803-nucleotide messenger RNA. RefSeq lists its product as hypothetical. Gene Ontology annotation, molecular function: protein serine/threonine phosphatase activity. The record is from RefSeq and is a predicted model, not a curated record. The annotation marks the transcript as partial. NCBI's taxonomy places the organism in Eukaryota, Cryptophyceae, Pyrenomonadales, Geminigeraceae. Gene Ontology annotation, biological process: protein dephosphorylation. The transcript is spliced from 9 exons.
GCCAUGGGGACGUGCUAGCUGUAAUGGACGGGCACGGCGCUGCUGGAGCUCUGGUGAGCCAGUUCGUGGCGGAGACCCUCAAGGACAAGUUGCUGAAGGUGCUGCAAGAGGCUGGGCCCGUGCGGCAGGACGAGACUCUGACGGAGAAAGAGCGGAGAACGCUCAAGGAGAAAAUAGCUGCAGCGUUCAAGGAGACAGAUGUGGAGCUGAAAGCGGCGCUGGGAGAAUUUGUUCGUCUGGAUUUCGAUGGAUCAACAGCUUGCGUCGUCAUCCGUCGGGGCCGAUCGCUCAUCACGGCGUCGUUGGGCGACAGCUCGUCGGUGCUGGGAGGGAGGAGAGGAGAAGUCCUGAAGCUCUCCCGCGAGCACGUGCCCGCCGACGACGAGGAGAGGAGCAGGAUCGAGCGAGCAGGAGGCAUGGUAGCUGCGUUCCCGGACGAGCCUCCACCAGAGGUGACGGGAAAGGGGCGAGUGUUCGUAGCAGGAGAGAUGUAUCCUGGACUCGCAGUCUCCCGCGCGUUCGGCGAUCUGGUGGCAAAGACAGUAGGAGUGACAGCCGACGCGGAAGUCACGUUCACAGACGUUGAGGACAAGCAUGCGGUUGUCAUCAUCGCGUCUGAUGGCGUCUGGGAUGUGACGACCAGCGAGGAGGCGGUGGCGAUUUGUCUGUCCUACCUCGACAAGAAGGAUGCAGUUUUAGCGGCAGCAGAGUUGGUGGAAGGCGCGAGAGCACAGUGGGAAAAUUUCCAGGCUGAGGCGAUCGAGCAAGGGUCGUUGCGUUUUUGUGACGUUGCGAAAUCAUGA